Notechis scutatus (mainland tiger snake) is the source of this 1611-nucleotide messenger RNA. Lineage: Eukaryota; Metazoa; Chordata; Lepidosauria; Squamata; Elapidae. The record is from RefSeq and is a predicted model, not a curated record.
AUGGAGGAACUGAAGAAGAAGAUGGAGGCUUUAGAGCAAGAGAAAAAGGACUUGCUCCAGAAACUCCAAACCAGCCAAAAAGAUCUGAAGGCUGUUUCCAAGGAAAAACAGUCCCUGAAAAUCUUGGUAGAAGACCUUCAGGCUGAGAGAGAGACUCUGAAUAGUACCAUGCAUGGUCUUUACAAGACCAUUGAGAAAACGGUUGCCGCGAACCUGGAACUGCAGGAUCAUGUGAGAGCUACUGCCGAGUCAUCAAAAGGUUGCUGUGAAAUUUUACAGAAAGCCAAGGAGGUGCUCUCGGAUAAGGGACCACGACCUCCAAAGGGCCAGGAAAUGAUGGCUUCACCAAUGGCUGACAUGGAUGAAAAGGUGAAGACAGUGACAGAAGAAGAAGCCCACCAAAUAACUGUGAAGGAAGACUGGCUGGUAAUUGAAAACAAGAGACUAAAGGCAAAUCUUCAAGAAGUAAUGAUGGAAAACUCCUACCACAGAAGAAGGGUGAUGGACUUCUGGCAAACUAUCUUCAGCCUGAGGAUGGAGAAUGACCAUCUUCGGCAAUUGUUGAUUACCUUUACUGAGAAGAUGGUGUUAAGUAAACUGCCCAUAAUGGAGAAGAAAAGGGACAAUAUCUCCCUCCUGGCUCUGAACUUGAAGGGGGAUCUGGAGAUCAUGAAAACCGUGGGCGCUAAAGGACUUGCUGGCCUCCCUCUCGUUCAGACGGCCACCGUUCUCAAACUUCAAGUGUACUUUGAGCAGGCGACUGAGGAGCUGUACUCCGUGCUGAUUGAUAUUGAGUACUACUUCUCCGAAUGGUACCGGGAGUAUAAAGACUACUAUAUCAGCAUCUCCAAGUUCACCACGAAUCUGUUGGGCGAAAACCUGAAGCAACUCAAGCUGCUGAUUGAGAUUCAGAGCCUGAAGAAAUCGGAACGCUACGGGAGCGAAUUCAAGCAGCUGGACAUCCCUGUCCUGAGACAGAAGUUGGAUAUCUUCCUGGAGAAUAUUUCCCAAGAUCUAUGCAGUCUGGAAGAACAACUCCUGGAAAUCGAAUCCAAGGCUCAGCAACUGGAAAAUAACAAAGAAGGGAAGAAAUACAUGGAAAAAUGCUCCGCUUUAUUCUCCAUCCAGGACUUUGAGAAGGGACUUAGAAAUGACAUUAAAAGACUCCAUAAUGUUCUAGAAGUCCUGAAGCCAAAAUUGAAGUAUCUUGCCAAUGCCAGGCGGGAGGUGGCAGCCAAACACCUCUCCUACUUCAAGGAAGCAGAGGCGGCCAUGAAAUCCUGCGAGGAGCGAUCGAAACAAUGGCGGAAGGACCUGAAGGUGCUCGAAGAACAGAUGGACACGAGAGGCCCCCAGGACUUGGAGGGAGCCAAGAAACUUGGAGGAAACCUAAGCUUAAUAGAAAAGCAAAUGACGGACCACCUGGAUGAAGCAGCCAAGAUUGAGAAGGAAGAACUCAAAGGCCUCAUGUCACAUCUUGCAAAAACCAACCUGUCAAAACAGGAGACAUAAAAAAAAGAAGACAUGGCAGAUAAUGAAGGCGAUUCUAUUCCACAAGGAGCCGACUUCGCUCAUUAUGUAUUUUUCUAAGAAUAAUUGUUAUGUAUUGUA